AUGAAGUUUUAUACAGCCACAUUUAUCGCUUCAUCUGCCAGUGGCGUAGCGUUGUUGGCUUGUUUAGUCGCUGUUUUAUACGUUUACAAUGAUGUGCAGUCGAUAUGGAUGCAGAUCGAUGCGGAAAUGAACGCAUUUCGGGCAACAACAGAUGAUCUAUGGCACGAUAUGAUGCGUCUUGGUGCGAAUAGAUCGAGAUUCCGUCGGCAAGGCGGCUAUGGUUCAGGAUCGCUUUCGAGCGGUGGUAAAGCUGCAGAACACGGUCAUGAGAGCAGCUUCGAUGCCGAACCAACAUCCAGUGAUGGCUCCUCCUCUUCACAUUUGGACAGCCUCGGUCCUAUUGGCCCAGAGGGUCGUCCAGGUUUCGACUAUGGAGGUGGUAGUGGCGGCGAUGCUAGCACUGGCGAAGAUGGUUCCGGCAGUGGCUCAGGAAAUGAUGGCGAAAGACUGAAAGGUUUCGCGCCAGGAACUCCACCAGGUGCGCUACCUCCAGGCGUGCCACCAUCGAUUGCCGGGGGACCGAAUCUGGAACAUGAAGGAGUACAAGGGAAUUGUGGUAGGCUGCUAGUUUUCAUAAACGAAUAA
Anisakis simplex (herring worm) is the source of this 585-nucleotide messenger RNA. The record is from the annotation of a GenBank genome assembly. NCBI's taxonomy places the organism in Eukaryota, Metazoa, Nematoda, Chromadorea, Rhabditida, Anisakidae.